CACGCACACAGCCCAUUUCAAGUUUGAACCACAUUCCUUCCACUAUUCGAUUUAGCAGGUCUUGUCGAAACUACGUGUCUCUCUUUGUUCUAUCUGUCUUUAUCCUUGCGUGUUUGUAUUGUCGUCUGCUAUCCGAGACUAGUAUAAAGGCGUUUGCAGUCUGAAUUACAUUCAUUUCGCUUGUAAUCAUGCCCCGAGGCCCACGUCGUCCACCUCCUUCUGCUCUCCGUCUCGUGCAGGGUCCUCUCCCACCACGCGCCACUCCAAAGCACAUCCUCCCUUCCUUUCCUUGUCCCGCUUUCCAACCAGAGGCUGCCCUCCCUCAUGGGCCUAUGCCCCAAUCCCGGACACGCCGCGCAGAUCCAGCGCGGCUUACGUUCCCUGACCUGCCACCUCUGGAUGUAGAGUUUGCAAAUACUCAUAGCAGGUCCGGAUCAUCUACUCCAACAUCAUCGCCCACAUCGGGGCAGCGCAUGCGUGGCCCCUGGAAUCACUCGAGUUGUAUUAGCGUGCAGUUGGACAUCAACAGUCUAAUUGCGCUACCAGAGCCUGUGGCAUUCUGUCAAUAGCUCGUGGUAUUUGUGUGGAAGAGCUGUAUGAUAGGGUUGGAUAUCGGUUUCUACAGCUGGGCUGAGUGGUAUUUUACUGUUUUCUUAUGAGACUGGUGCUCAAGAUCAUUUGUGGCUAUGUAUAUGUAAAUGCAAAGAUGCUCGAUGCUCGAUGCAUAUAUUGUGUACAUCUUGAGUCUGAACCUCAGUUGAUCUAGAUUGUUCGGU
Molecule: messenger RNA, 776 nt
Organism: Suillus clintonianus
Lineage: Eukaryota; Fungi; Basidiomycota; Agaricomycetes; Boletales; Suillaceae
Exons: 2
Coding region: 189-569 (126 amino acids)
Source: RefSeq, a predicted model, not a curated record